AAACUAAAAUCUGAACUAAAUAUCUAAAAUGGUGCAGUUUCUUUUUUUCAAUCUAGUUUGUAGAGUAGGAUAUCAUUUUGAAGGGCACUUUCUGCUCUACAAGAAUCACUCAAUGUGUAAAGUGUUUGCUGCCAUCUGUAGGUUAAGACCUGAACAAUCUUGCAUUCCUACCACAUGACAUUGCAUGCUGUCACACUCACAGUGUAUCACAUUCGUACACCAAAAUGCCACGAAAACACCAGGGAUUUGUCAAAAAGAGGAAAGGUUUCAAUGGAACCAGGUGGGAUGGUGUUAAAAGAGCCAAAUAAGAUGAUACUACAGUUCCUCUACAAGAGACAGCUUCAGAAAGGAAGCUAAAGCUCAACAAUUCCCCUGCAGCCCAAAAAACACAGCCCUGCCCCACCCAUUAGGAAACGCGUCAUGUUUUGGAGGGCUAUUACUUGAUCAGUGGGCCUCUCCUGACAUCUGCCCUAAAAGAAGCUCAUGUACUGUAUGCCCAGGAGGACACCUAAUUCCACUAGAGGAUGCAUCAAAACGGAAUGGGUUACGAUCAUUCCUCAUCCUACAGUGUUCUGUCUGUAAGGCAGAGCACUCAUUCCUCACCUCUGAAAAUAUCUUCAAGGGAAAAAGGCCAGAGUCCUGUUCCGAUAUUAACAGGAGGGCAGUAAUGGCAGCAUCAGAGGUUGGACUGGGCAGAGUGGGACUUGCUGAUCUCACCAGUAUACUUGGACUCCCCCCGCCACCAGUUCAGCAGAGCUACCAGCGCCAUUUGAAAAAUAUAGCAAAGGCUAAAAAAACGGCUGCCGAAGACCAAAUGAAGGAUGCCGCACAGCACCUGAGGGACAAGGCUAGGGAGAAGGACCCCUCCAUCGGACCUGACGAUAUUGUUGAUGUGGCAGUCUCAUUCGAUGGUACAUGGCAUAGGCGUGGGCACUCGUCGAAUCAUGGGGUGGGGGUGGUGAUUUCAGUAGAUACGGGCGAGGUUUUAGAUCAGGAGGUUUUGUCAAAAAUAUGUGGGGAAUGUAAUGCUAAGAAGGGAUGGGAUAAGGAGGGGGAGAGGUAUAAGAAGUGGGAGGCUGGGCAUUCAUGUGAUGGGGGUCACAAGGGUAGUAGUGGGGGGGGGGGGGUGGAAGCAAUAGCAGCUCAAACUAUGUGGCGUAGGGCAGUAACUCAAUAUAGAUUAAGAUAUAAAUUCAUGGUUAGUGAUGGGGAUAGCAGUUCUUUUAAGAAGAUAGAAGAGAUCUAUGGGGAAGGGCAUAAGGUAUAUAAGAUGGAGUGUGUAGGGCAUGUAGGGAAAAGGAUGUAUAAAGCUUUGGACAACUUUCGCAAGGAUCAUUCCUGUCAAAAAUUAAGUGAUGGUAAGAGGGUAGGGUAUGGGAAGGGGAACAUCAGACACACAAUCAAUAGGAAGAUUAUCUAGGUUAUGUAGGGGCGCUAUUCUAAGAAUGCUAAUAGGGACGCGUUAGAUAAUGUAGAAGAUAAGGCUAAAUCUGUAGGAAAAAUGCGCAGGGCGGUAUUCUGUUCUUUAUC
Molecule: messenger RNA, 1530 nt
Organism: Strongylocentrotus purpuratus (purple sea urchin)
Lineage: Eukaryota; Metazoa; Echinodermata; Echinoidea; Camarodonta; Strongylocentrotidae
Exons: 3
Coding region: 668-1420 (250 amino acids)
Source: RefSeq, a predicted model, not a curated record